UUCCCUCGCUUCUUCGCUUCUUGCUGAUCCAGCCAUUAAUGCCACACCUGCUACAAUCCACUCACUACCUCCCUUCCCUUUUUACUCCCAUCCCUCCCUCGCUCUCGCUCUAUGUCUCUUCCGCACGCAAUCGCUGGACGCUGGGAGAGAAGUUCAUCUGCACCUGCUGCUGAUGCGCAUUAGGGGAUCUGUGUUGAUAAUAUACAGCUGAAUCUCACGAGCUUGCUCGAGUUGACUGUUUGAGGCUGACAGCACCAUGGGUUCCGGUGAUUUGAGUUCAGAGAUGAAGAGGACGGUUCUUGGCCUGACGCUGUGGGUCUGGAUUGCAAUCGGCGUGGUCGCCCUUGUCGUGUCUAUCCUGCUGAUGAUAUGCAUUUGGGUGGCAUCCCGUCGGAGGACAAAGAGAACCAUGGACAAUCUGAGGCAGACACAGAUCCCCAUCUACUCCAAGGAGAUCCCCGUCGAUCGGGUUGGCGGGCGCAGCCUUGCGCAGACAAUGCAUGAGCGCGAGCAGCCCAGCUUCCCGCCGCAGGACAAGUACGCGAACUGGGAGCCGGCAGGGACGACGCUGGGGCACCUGGCACUGAGCAAGUCCUCGGAUCACGAUAACAUGAGCCAGGGGAGCUCGGUCUGCAAUGUCGACCGUGCUGGCAGCGUGCACUCCGAAGAAGAUGGGAGCUCAGGGCCUCGGAGGAAACCAAAUUCUCCUGCGGCAUUCGUGUCAGCGUCGCCCCUGGUUGGCCUUCCAGAGUUCUCUCAUCUUGGUUGGGGUCACUGGUUUACUCUGCGCGAUCUGGAGCUUGCUACUAACCGUUUCUCUAAGGAGAAUGUGCUUGGAGAGGGUGGCUAUGGAGUUGUGUACCGUGGGCGUCUAGUGAAUGGGACUGAAGUUGCAAUCAAGAAAAUCUUUAACAACAUGGGGCAGGCAGAGAAGGAAUUCAGAGUGGAGGUUGAGGCUAUUGGCCAUGUCCGACAUAAGAAUCUUGUUCGGUUGUUGGGAUACUGUGUUGAGGGGUUAAACAGGAUGCUGGUGUAUGAGUUUGUGAACAAUGGUAACUUAGAGCAGUGGCUUCAUGGAGCUAUGCGCCAGCGUUGUGUUUUUAGCUGGGAAAAUCGCAUGAAGGUUGUAAUAGGCACUGCAAGAGCUCUUGCUUACCUUCAUGAAGCUAUAGAACCAAAAGUUGUACACCGAGACAUAAAAUCAAGCAACAUAUUGAUUGAUGAUGAAUUUAAUGGCAAGGUCUCUGACUUCGGAUUGGCUAAGAUGUUGGGAUCAGAUAAAAGUCACAUUACUACUAGAGUGAUGGGAACAUUUGGAUAUGUUGCACCUGAAUAUGCUAAUACUGGGAUGUUAAAUGAAAAGAGCGAUGUUUAUAGUUUCGGUGUUCUCUUAUUGGAGACUGUGACAGGAAGAGAUCCUGUUGACUGCAGCCGAUCUGCUAAAGAGGUCAAUCUUGUUGAGUGGCUCAAAGUGAUGGUAGCCGGUAGGAGAGCAGAGGAAGUGGCUGAUCCAAGCUUAGAGGUUAGACCAAGUAUCAGGGCUCUCAAGCGGGCUCUUUUGGUGGCACUGAGGUGUGUUGAUCCUGACUCUGAAAAGAGACCUAAGAUGGGUCAGGUUGUUAGGAUGCUUGAGUCUGAAGAGGUUCCAUUCCGGGAGGACCGGAGAAAUCGGAGGAGUCGCACGGGAAGCAUGGAUGUCGAGUCUAUUACAGAGGGUUCGAAUUCCACCGAGUUUGGGAAGAAGGCAGAAAGGACCAGCAGCUCGACAUCGGACCGAUCUCAACCCUGAGGCCUACAGAUCUAUGUCAUAUGAUGAGCAGUCUGAGAAAUGAUGUUAAUCACCAAGGUGAUCGCUGCCUUGAUAGGAGAUGUUGGUAGGUAAUGGAGGCAAGGCAAGCCCGGAUGUUGGUACCUAAAUUUUAGGACUAGUACCAGGUCGAGUAGAAGCAUUCUUGGAUGAAGAAUCUCCUGUUCUCCUGUUGUUUGUAUAGGUUAUAUGUUGGUGCCUGGGAAUUCCUUGGGUUGGGUGUUUGACAAUUGGUCGAUUCUUUUGGUUCUUGCAUUGCUACCCUCUUAAAUCU
Molecule: messenger RNA, 2081 nt
Organism: Phragmites australis (common reed)
Lineage: Eukaryota; Viridiplantae; Streptophyta; Magnoliopsida; Poales; Poaceae
Product: probable receptor-like protein kinase At2g42960
Exons: 8
Coding region: 257-1789 (510 amino acids)
Biological process (GO): protein phosphorylation
Molecular function (GO): ATP binding; protein kinase activity
Source: RefSeq, a predicted model, not a curated record